GAAGAUAUUUUUAUGACAACUGUUUUGUAUUGUGACAUCUCUUGAUAUGGACUGAGUUUCAUUUUCCAUGUGGAAAUAAAUCAGAAAAAUAGAGACUCCUUUUGAGACCAAAAUAAAAGAUAGAAGGAAGAGGACAACUUGAAUGGAAAAAAAUAUCCAAUUGGUUCUCAAAACCUCUACCACCAAAGUCUUCGCUUAUUGAACAGACCUCAUUGCCCCUGAAGAUGUUGGAGGGAAAAGCUGUGGUGCGUGAGACAGACAUGCCAGAAGUGGUUCAGAACCAUGUUAUGGAGUUAGCUUACCAAGCUCUCGACGCCCAUGAAGUCAAUGAUUGCCAAUCCGUUGCCUAUUAUAUCAAACAGAAACUUGAUGAAGCAUAUGGACCUGCUUGGAAUUCAGUAGUAGGAAAAGACUUUGGUUCUUGCAUUACACAUUUAUGUGGAAGUUUCAUAUUCUUCCGUGUGGAGAUGAUGGAGUUUCUGAUAUUCAAGGAUGGGACGGAUUUCAGUGAAAGCAGAGAAGAAGCAAUUGGAGUGCAGCAGAAGGCCGAAAACAUUGAUUGAUAUAAAUAAUUAGUCAUUAAGGCUUAUCACACUAUCAUAAUAAAGUCAUCUGAUUAAUCAUCUCUAAUUUACCUGUCAUGAAUAGAAUAUUUAUCCAUUAUUCCUGUGUCUACAUAUUUUCUGAACACUAAACAGGAGUGCAAUAUCGUGUCUAAUGCUCCCAAGAACAUUGUAUUGCCAGUACCAAUCUUGACAAAACCCUUUUGUUAAAUGUCAUAGAUACAGCAAAUAGUAAUUCAUAGA
This is a messenger RNA of Prosopis cineraria, 806 nucleotides long. RefSeq names its product dynein light chain 1, cytoplasmic-like. The transcript is spliced from 3 exons. The coding region runs from base 225 to 563 and encodes 112 amino acids. NCBI's taxonomy places the organism in Eukaryota, Viridiplantae, Streptophyta, Magnoliopsida, Fabales, Fabaceae. Gene Ontology annotation, cellular component: dynein complex. The record is from RefSeq and is a predicted model, not a curated record. Gene Ontology annotation, biological process: microtubule-based process. Gene Ontology annotation, molecular function: dynein intermediate chain binding; dynein light intermediate chain binding.